UUUUUUUUACCUUUCGUUUUCUUCGGCAAUGCAUACCGGAGAAUCGCUACAUGCACUGGAAGUUUUGUUGAGAGAAAUGUAGAAGGCUGUGGUUUUUCUUCUUAAUGUGCAGAGUUAAUUACCAUUGCCAUAGAAUGAUCCAUAGAAGUUGCUUUGUUGUUUGUAAAGAAAUUGAGUAGCGUGAGCCCCGAAACAAAACUUCCAAAGAUUAGAAGUUCAUCGAGAGAAAAAGCAUCGGUUUGCUUUGGAGCACGAGAAAGUUACGAGUCAAGUCAGGGGAGGAACAUGGCUUCAGCUACCCCUCCUAGUGAUCUGGAUCGCCUCACUCGGUUUGCUUGCUUCGGCUCGGAAGAUGGAACUUACAAUGUGAUUAAGAAAAAUGAUUUUUCCAAGGAAGGGACAGGGUCGAUAGACUCCAUCCUGACCUCCAAAGAGAAGUCGUUAGAAGCUGUGGCCCGACUGAAAAAGAUAUUCCAGCAAACAUGUUAUUCGAAGAAGGAGCCUUUGAUCUACGCUCUGGCUCGAAUCGUUCGCAACUCUCCAAUACCUGAAGGUGACAAACAUGUGGUGGAUGAGGUGAGAGAGAAUGCUUACCUGGUUACCUUUGAUGUUUGUGGAACGGCCGAAGAGUUGUUUACCUUCGUGGACUUUGAUAAACGAGUGGCCGUGCCGCCCAAGGUGGGCUGGGGAAGAGGGAUGAGAGACAUGGUCAAGUCGUUCUACGAGAGCCGGUCUGCGCAGGAGCUUCUCAAGGAGGUCACGAGGUGCAAGUCGGGGAAAGGUUUCUCUCAUAAGGAUCUGAUCAGGCUGAGUCAUGUGAACCCUGAGAGAAAGAGCAAAGAUUUGAAGCCCUGCUGGAGCACAUGAGCCUCGAGGAGGUGAUCCGAGCUGUGCCCAAGAUGGCGUCGCUGGGCAUGCUUGACCCCAAGACUGAGCAGUGCCAGCGGAUCAUUGACCGCCUGCAGGAUAAGGAGGCGAUAGAAAGAGACAGACUCUGCCACGGAUGGGCAAACGACACCUGCUGGCCGUGCACAUCAGCUCCAAGGUCACCAAGCUGCGGGUGAUCGGGUCGAGCACGCUGAGUCCCAUCAUGCCCUGUGCCGUGAUGGCUCAGCUGUUGGCAGAGGCGGAGGACAGCUUUGAAAUAGUUUUCUUCCACACCCAGACCUCGCCGCUGAAUAUCGAGAAAGGGAUGCACACAGUGGCUAUUGUGGAGCAGAUCCUGAGAGCUGCCAGAGACCCGGCGAACCAAAGCUCAGACCUCUGUCAACCUUUGCAAUGGGCCGCAAGCAAUGGCAAAGUGUUUGACAACAUCCUCAUCCUGACGGACAAGAAAGUGGUCCAGACGCCGCAGACUCUGGUGGACAACAUUCGCCAGUACCGAAGCACUUCUCAGCAGGAGGCUAAGGUGGCUGUGAUUGGUUUAAGUGACAUGAUCCAGUUUCCCAACGCAGACGACCUCAACUACCUUGACAUUUCUGGCUUCGAUGAGACGGUCCCAGGCCUGGUACGAAAGUUUUUCGAGGGAUAUUCUGAGCCGCCCGCCCCCUCCGAGAAGCAAGACAAGGACUGAAGAUGUUUUUGUUUGAUUAGCCGGUUACUACAAAAGUUGUUUGUAUUGGAGUCUUUAGUGAUUGCGACCGGGGUUGCGUUUUCUUUGUGUAUAGUUGGAGAUUGUUUGCUUGUUGCUAGUCAGCCCCCUUUGUUUGUUGAUUGGUUUACUCAGAGGAAGAAUCUUUGCGCCCCUUUUUAAAAAAAAUGUGAGGCAGCGUGGCGGAAUCAGGCUCUCGUCAAUUUUUGGGCAUGUAGAG
Aplysia californica (California sea hare) is the source of this 1811-nucleotide messenger RNA. Its product is annotated as 60 kDa SS-A/Ro ribonucleoprotein. Gene Ontology annotation, molecular function: RNA binding. The record is from RefSeq and is a predicted model, not a curated record. Lineage: Eukaryota; Metazoa; Mollusca; Gastropoda; Aplysiida; Aplysiidae. Gene Ontology annotation, cellular component: ribonucleoprotein complex.